Messenger RNA from Parastagonospora nodorum SN15, 1608 nucleotides. RefSeq lists its product as hypothetical. The transcript has a single exon. Gene Ontology annotation, cellular component: cytosol; endoplasmic reticulum. NCBI's taxonomy places the organism in Eukaryota, Fungi, Ascomycota, Dothideomycetes, Pleosporales, Phaeosphaeriaceae. Gene Ontology annotation, molecular function: protein binding. The record is from RefSeq and is a predicted model, not a curated record. Bases 1 to 1608 code for a protein of 535 amino acids.
AUGCCACCUCGUACGACGACUACGGCCAACUCGCUUGAGCGCCGCCUCUUGCAAGACAUCGCCGAGAUCCAACAAGACCCGUACCCCAACGUUCAUUUGCACUUCGAUGAUGCGGACAUCCGGAAAGCUUGCGUAAUCCUCACGCCCCAGGAUCAGGACCCUCUGCAUCUCACCAUCGUGUUUCAGGAGGACUACCCGCUGCAAGCGCCAGUUGUGACGAUACAGACUGUCGUCGUACACCCGAAUGUGAUUGGCGGCACUUACAUCUGCGCCUCGAUGCUCAACACUGAUGAAGCAUGGACACCGGCAUACACUCUAAAAGGAGUCGUUAUUCAGCUGCUUAGCUUCUUCUGCAGCGAGUCGCUAGAGCAAGACCAUGGUGGAGAAAAGAUCGACUUGGCUGAAUACCGACGUCACGUAGGAGAUCUGGGUGCGCGAUAUCCCAGGUCCAGGCACUUUCAAGCUUAUGAGUGUCGUAAGUGCGGAUUUGGCUUGGGUUGGGCACCUACUCGACCUGACGAGGAUGGAAAUGGUGCUGCAACGCCGAACGAAUUAUCAUCUGAUGAGCACACAACGCCUUCACCAACUCAAUCAAAGCUUUUCGAAUUGCCAGACGAGUUGAUCCUACUGAUCAUCUCCAGUCUUGAAACACGAGAUGUCAUCAACUUCAGCGAUGCAGUCCCAGGCUUGAAGACCUUGGUGAGGUCGUACGACUUCAUCCGCAUGCGCGAACUACAAUGCUUCUGCCUCAAGAAGUCUUUCAUGGAUACACAGCUGGGCAUCGGCGUCGCCAUCUCGGGUGGCUAUCGUCCGGUGUUCCGUUCAGAGUUCGACUUGCUCAGCCAGGAGGCCUUCGAACAACACCGCGUCCGCCGCAGCAUCCAAGGCGUCCUGUUCGACAAAUGGCUGCCUUUGCCACUGAGCAGGCGCCACUGGAAUCAGGUUAGGGCUAUGGCUGCCGCGCGCUUGAGGGAUAUACAUGGUUUCGCGCAGAUGGCGAACCAAGAGCCGGGAUACGUCGAUGUGCUGUACCACUUCAUGAACACCAUCGUCGUGCAGUUCUCCACCGAUUCUCAGAAAGGCUGGGGCCGCGCCGAUUCGCGCAGCACGCUCAGCCAUGCGUCGGAGAAGGCUGUAGAAGCAUACUUCAGUCUCUACCACCUGCUGCUCUGUCUAGCGACCGAAGAUGCCGCCACUGUAGCCGGUGCAAACCGCAUUGUCAAUCGAUUUAUAUCUGGUCCACGGACGAAGACGCAAUUCCCAGAUCUCGGACACGUCUUAGUCGCCGCCCUGAUCUCCGAUGCUGGAAUGACUGCAAAUCUCACGUUGCUUAUCAUCAAGGAGGCGAUUCUGCGCAACGUGGUGUGGAUGCUCGACGCGAAGGGCGCGGGCUAUACGGAACUCGCAUAUCUCGAGCCCAGUCAUAUUUCGGAAUACCGGCUUAGCAAGACGUUCGAAGCCUCGCCAACCUCAUACCGUCUUCUCAUGUUCCUCAAGCUCUUCAGCUCCGCAGCUCGACCGUCGGGUAUGCGUCUCGCUGAAAUCCGAGAUGGGCUGUUCGAGACGCACGGCGCGCCACCGCCUGGUACUGGCGUCCAAAAUGGCUGA